GCUGCUACAAUUGAAAUCAUUAGUUUAACAACCGAACAUAAAAUCAAUGAUUUGAACGCUACGAUAUCUCUUAUGGUUGUUAAUUCCUUUAUCAGCGGAAUAGGUUAUACGUGUUCUAAAUUUGCUUUAAGAAAGACGAUCCCAAAGAACUCGGCUGAUGAAUUUGCUAAAAUUAUUGAUGAAUGA
Messenger RNA from Funneliformis geosporum, 186 nucleotides. Lineage: Eukaryota; Fungi; Glomeromycota; Glomeromycetes; Glomerales; Glomeraceae. The record is from the annotation of a GenBank genome assembly.